CCGCGCCAACGCGGCCAGCACUGGAAAUAACCCAACCCAACCCAACCCUCUCCCCCGCGGGCACGGCCACGGCCGACGUCGCUGUCGCGUGCGGGAACGCGUACGCCGCCCGCCUCCUCCCGCGAUAAAAACCCACCCCCCUCCCACCCUCCGUCCCCGCCUCGCCUUCCUUCCCCUCCCCCCUCCUCCGCCCCAUUUCCCCAAAGCCUCCCCCGGCCUCCGAGGAGACCAGGCCGCCGUGCCCACGCGCGCCGGAUCGAUCGUCCAGCUACUAGCGUCUCUCUCUUCCGGCUCGUAUAGGCGUCAUGGCGCAGCGGGACAAGAAGGUGGAGGAGCCGACGGAAGUGCACCUGCACGCCGCGGAGAUCACGCUCUGCGCCAACAGCUGCGGCUUCCCGGGCAACCCGGCCACCAAGAACCUCUGCCAGAACUGCUUCCUGGCGUCUUCCUCCUCGCCGCCGUCCCCUUCCUCGUCGCCCCCGGCGUUCCCGCUCUUCGACAAGCCGAGGCCGGCCGCCGCCGCGUCGCCCGCGCUGCAGGCGCCGCCCGUCUACAUGGCCGUCGACCGGCCGGCGGACCCCAAGGCGUCCAAGUCCUCGGUGAACCGCUGCCACAACUGCCGGAAGCGCGUGGGCCUGACGGGGUUCCGCUGCCGGUGCGGCGAGAUGUUCUGCGGCGCGCACCGGUACUCGGACCGGCACGACUGCAGCUACGACUACAAGUCGGCGGCCAGGGACGCCAUCGCCCGGGAGAACCCCGUCGUGCGCGCCGCCAAGAUCGUUAGGUUCUGAUCGUCGGCAGGAUGCUAUCCGGCGAAAUCUCAAGCACAACCCACUCUUUUUCUUUCUUCCCUUUGAUGAAAAAUUAAAGCCGUUCCCGAGAGUUUCUUAAAAGGUGAAAAAAAGGAGGGGGAGGUGAAAGAUGGCGACGGUGCAGCCACGACCAAGGAAGGAACAGUGCGAUGAUAAAAGGUUGUUGUUGUAGCGGUGGUUGGCGGUGGAGGAGAGGAGAUGAGGAAGAUGGGGUUGGUGUGUACUGUUGUCCCACAAUCUCUAUUUAAUUCAAAUUUCCCUAUUGUAUAAA
Hordeum vulgare subsp. vulgare (domesticated barley) is the source of this 1083-nucleotide messenger RNA. RefSeq names its product zinc finger A20 and AN1 domain-containing stress-associated protein 11-like. Gene Ontology annotation, biological process: protein ubiquitination. Lineage: Eukaryota; Viridiplantae; Streptophyta; Magnoliopsida; Poales; Poaceae. The transcript has a single exon. Gene Ontology annotation, molecular function: zinc ion binding; ubiquitin-protein transferase activity; DNA binding. The record is from RefSeq and is a predicted model, not a curated record. The coding region runs from base 306 to 791 and encodes 161 amino acids.